Messenger RNA from Cottoperca gobio, 2800 nucleotides. RefSeq names its product ELOVL fatty acid elongase 4a (gene elovl4a). Lineage: Eukaryota; Metazoa; Chordata; Actinopteri; Perciformes; Bovichtidae. The transcript is spliced from 7 exons. Gene Ontology annotation, biological process: fatty acid elongation, polyunsaturated fatty acid; very long-chain fatty acid biosynthetic process; sphingolipid biosynthetic process. Gene Ontology annotation, molecular function: fatty acid elongase activity. Gene Ontology annotation, cellular component: endoplasmic reticulum membrane; endoplasmic reticulum. The record is from RefSeq and is a predicted model, not a curated record. The coding region runs from base 252 to 1208 and encodes 318 amino acids.
CAGAGGAGGAACCCAGUGAAGCAGACGCGCAGUGGAGGCUAGUGUGGUCCCUUAAAGAAAUUCAUGCCAUCGCCGUUUGUUCAACGGCCCGUCUAUUUCACACUGGAUACGGAACACUUAUAUGCAAUUCAUAGAGAAUAAACUCAGUUGAUACACGCCGGAAUAACGCACACUGCAUGACCUUGCAUUGAAUGUCAUUAUAGACGGAUUUUUUUUAAAGCACCGACACGGUAAGGUCAUCGGCUGCAGACAUGGAGAUUGUCACACAUUUCAUCAAUGACACCAUAGAAUUCUACAAAUGGACUCUAAAUAUUGCAGACAAGCGAGUGGAGAAAUGGCCUCUGAUGGAAAACCCCCUGCCCACACUGGCCAUCAGCACAUCCUACCUGCUAUUCCUCUGGCUGGGGCCCAAAUACAUGAAGAACAGAGAGCCCUUCCAGCUCCGCAAAACCCUCAUUGUGUACAACUUCAGCAUGGUCUUCCUCAACUUCUUCAUCUUUAAAGAGCUGUUUAUGGCAGCGCGGUCAGCAAGCUACAGUUACAUUUGUCAACCGGUGGACUAUUCAGAGGACCCCAAUGAAGUCAGGGUGGCAGGAGCUCUGUGGUGGUAUUUCAUCUCUAAGGGCAUCGAGUAUCUGGACACAGUGUUUUUCAUCCUGAGGAAAAAAUUCAACCAGGUUACUUUUUUGCAUGUCUACCACCACUGCACCAUGUUCACGCUCUGGUGGAUCGGCAUCAAAUGGGUGGCAGGAGGACAGUCAUUCUUUGGUGCACACAUGAACGCAGCGAUCCACGUCUUGAUGUACCUGUAUUAUGGCCUGGCCUCCUGUGGACCUAAGAUCCAAAAGUACCUUUGGUGGAAGAAGUACUUGACCAUCGUCCAGAUGAUCCAGUUCCACGUCACCAUCGGCCACACAGCUCUGUCCCUCUACGUCAACUGCGACUUCCCCCACUGGAUGCAUUACUCCCUCAUCUGCUACGCCAUCACCUUUAUCGUCCUCUUCGGCAACUUCUACUACCAGACGUACCGGCGCCAGCUGCCCAGACGCGACGCCUCCUCCUCCAAAGCAGGCAAGGCCCUCUCUAACGGGAGCCUCAACGGGCUCAGCAAGGCCCCCAACGGAGCUGCGGUGAUGGGAAGCAAAGAGGAGAAGCCCCAGGAGAGCUCUGGGAGGAGAAAGAGGAAAGGAAGAGCUAAAAGAGAUUAGAGGAAGAAGACGAGUGAGAGAGGUCGAGGUGAGGUAGGGCCUUGCUUUGGGUUCUAGGUUGAUAGUGCUAAAACAUGAAAGACUUAAUUUGAGGAAGGUUUAGACGGAUGGAUGUGUUAAGGUGUGAUGUGUUUAUUUAAGCCAUGAUCUGAGUUGUUGUAGAUCAAAUAUGAGACAGGCUUGUGUUGAGAGAGGAUCAUUCUGUUAGCAAGAGGUGUCAAAGGUCAUGCCCAAGGUUAUCACAAAAUACAGCAGUGUAUGGUAUGGGAUAGAUCUUAGUAUUCCCUCUCUUUAUUGUGGUGCCAAGUACUCUAGAUCUGGUUCAAAAAGUGACUUUCAGCGUCUAAAAACUGAGCCUGGAAAGGAAACAAAGAGUUAACCAGGUCCGUCUGGCAUGCUGGGAAAGCUACAUUACAUGCGCCUGAGCUGCUUGAAAAAGAUAUCAUUCUUAUUGUUACUGCUGUAUUGAGACAGGAAUACGCAUCAUAACACGUGCAUCAUUUCUUUUGUUGUUCACCUCUACAGAUAUAAAACGGACGAUAAUGUACAGUAUCAUGUCACUUUUGUCCUCAUCUUAUUCAAGUUGUUAUUAUUGUUGAGUGAGAGAGACUUAAGUUCACAGUUCUUGUUUACUGAAUACACACAUCUGCAGUUAUCCACGUAUUUGUUAACAUGGAGUUGUCUUAUUUCUUCUUCUUUUUUUAAGUUGUGGACUCGACUCGACCACUCACUUUUAAGCUGUCACCCAUUAUCGUACAGUUACUUUCUUAAGAGGUAAAACAAAUCAAUAUCCAGAGAUAAGAUGUGCAUAGAAAUAGAAAUGAUUUUCUAUUUCUGUACACAACCAUAGCAGGUUUUAUAUGUCCCUACUUGUAUGUAGUGUGAUGAAAUGUAAGGAAAAUUAUCCAGAGAAAUUAUGUAUCAGAUGAUUAUCUCAACGUUUCCCCAUUUUAACAGAAAAGCUGAUGAGUUUUGUGUUUGCAGAUGUUUACCUGUGUUUUUAUAUUAUAUCUGAUGUUGUUGUUUGUCUUACAUGUUGGUGAAUAUGUUGUGUGCCGAACAAAGAAGUGGUGGUGGAGAAUUCAAAACUAGCCAACAGCCAGUUUUCAUCAAGUUAACUAAGCCUACCGUAAGCACCAUUUUCUUCCCAUGUUCAAACAAAUAUCUUUUUGUGUCUAUGUUUCCAGGCUUGAAUUUAUGAAAGAAUUUGGAUUUCAAAAGAUAAAGGUUCUGAUUUAUAUACAAAACGAGCUGGUGAACCUCUUUAGUGACUUUGUACGUUAUACUAUGAAGAAUAAUUGAUCUCUGCCUCUAUAGAGUAUAACUCAGUGGGUGGCUCUUUAUCAGCAAAUCCAGCUUUAUGUCAUCCAUUAACCAAUGCAUUUUAAUGUUAUUCAUUGUUUUUUUAUUUUUUAUGUAAAUACCAAUUUUUCAUGUUACUGAGAGUGCUUGUAUUUGUGUUCUUUUGUGUUGUACAUAUUACAUUGUGAUAUUUUGUACACUGCGCAUUUGGGGAUGUUCCCAGCUUGUUAGCUUGGACAUUUAUACGUCCAUAUUGCUUCUGUGUUUUUUUUUUUUAAGUAUCAUAACUU